Molecule: messenger RNA, 1710 nt
Organism: Hymenoscyphus albidus
Lineage: Eukaryota; Fungi; Ascomycota; Leotiomycetes; Helotiales; Helotiaceae
Source: the annotation of a GenBank genome assembly
CUGCCAUCCCAUGAUUCUCACCAAGCGGAACAAGAUCAGACGGCCACGGUGGUUGGCGAAUGAGUAGCAGAGCAGGGGAUGUGCUACACUGGAACAGGGUGCUUCACACUGCAAUGUUUCUCGAUUGUUUUCAGUCUGUGGCUCCCUCACCUCCCCCCCGGCGGGUGCAGGAAUUUGUGCUUGAGUACGGAGUACUGAACGCCAAAAAUGAUGAUGGCAAGCGAGAUCUCCUUUUACGAAUGAGUGAAGGACAAGGUGAAGUUAAUUGCGAGAUAUGUUCAAUUUACAAUCACAGUCUAGAUUCGUUUUAUGUGACCCCAAUUCUGACGGAGAAGAAAUGUAAGCUUCAAGUCUGCUUGAAGUACGAAGUAUUUACGGAUUCCCUACGAAUGGGUGGGUUUGGGAUAUGCUUCUUCUCCUGAAUUGACCUAUGGACGAACGGCUGGUCCACUCUUUGUGCAACAAGUUCUGUUAGACGGUCAAAAUCCGGCCAGUUCCCCGAAGCGAAAGAGGAGCAUCUCCGAAGUUGCUACUCCACAAUUCCAAGAUUGUAGCGGGUAUAGGGGUUUGAGUUGAGAGCAGUUAUAAACACCUGCGAUUCCCGUUUUUUUUUGUCUUUUCUGAUCCAUCCCGCCUUAACUUUCAAUCUCUCUAAUUCAAUUCUUAGGAUCCAGGUGAUUCUCCUCACAGUUCUUUUAACUCGAUACAUUCAUUUACUCGUGCCGGGCACCUAUUUUACUCAAAAAUCUUCAUCAUGCGUUCCUCAAUUGUUGCAGCAGUCUUCUCUUUUGCCGUCGCCGUCAGUGGUCACGGUGUUUUGCUCGCUAUCGAUGGAGAGCCAGGAUCUAAAACCAGUGUCGGUUUCGAGGGUAAGGAUCAGAUUAAGCUAGUAGAAGUUUACAUGGACUGACGACGGCUUUAGUGGACGACAAUGUUGCACGAAACUGCACUGGUAUCAGUCCUUGCCAGCAGGAUACCACCAUCAUCCGCGAGGCUGAGAUCGCUGCGAAAACCGUUGGUUUUUGUGGAAGGACUCAGUUAGCUGGACCUCUCGACACACAGAAGGAAGUCGAAGAGGCCAUCAAGGGAGACUCGAUUACGGAAGUCAAGGGCGGAACUUCCUUGGCCAUUAAAAUCCAUCAAGUUAACGCCGAUGGAGCUGGACCAUACGACUGUGUUGUGAACCAAAGUGGUGACGAUGCCGGCCAGGCCACAGAGUUGGUUGUUUCCAACAACGUCCCAGGUGAAAACGGUUUCUCUCCAGCCAAGUUUGAGGCCUUCACCAUCAACGUCGCCAUGCCAGACAACUUCAAGUGCACUGGAGGUAAGAAAAACCAGAUAACAUGAUGAGUUCUUAUGUUAACAAUUACUUCAGGAUCCACCAAGGACAUUUGCAUUAUCAGAUGCCGAAACAACGCCCUCGCUGGUCCAUUCGGAGGAUGCACGGCUGUCAGACAAGUUGGUGCUGGCGGUGGUGGUGGUGACAACAAGGCAGCUGGCAACAACAAGAAGGACGACAAGAAGAACAACAACAAGAACGCUCGAGGAUUCACCCUCAAGUGGGCCAGACGUGCUUUGGGAUUUUAAGGUCAUCAACACUCUUAAGCAGAAGACUUUGAGUAUAGUGGGUUGUUUCUAGUAGGGUUUUUAGAAUUCUGGGGGUUUUUUGUAUAAUCUAUUUUAAGGCAUCUUCUUUUUCGUACCGUGAUU